Molecule: messenger RNA, 819 nt
Organism: Mercurialis annua (annual mercury)
Lineage: Eukaryota; Viridiplantae; Streptophyta; Magnoliopsida; Malpighiales; Euphorbiaceae
Exons: 2
Coding region: 1-819 (272 amino acids)
Source: RefSeq, a predicted model, not a curated record
AUGGCACUUCACCAGGGUUUUCAAUCUUACACAUCCAUAAAUCCGGUCUUGGGCAAGAAAGAUUGGCAAUUAUUAUGGGGCCUUAAAAUUCCACACAAACAAAAAAUAUUCAUCUGGCGAUGUAUUCAUGAUGGAAUUCCUUCAGGUCAAGCCCUACAUAACAGAUUGCAAAUUGACGAUUCAUGUGCCUUUUAUGGAAUGAAGGAGGAUCUUAUGCAUUUACUGUUUCAUUGCUCUCGAGCCAAACAGAUUUGGUUUGCCUCACCACUUACUCUUAGAUUUACGUGGGAUCCAACCUCUACAUUUGCAAUGAUAUGGAAGCAGAUUUGGAAAUCAAGAAAUAAGAAGAUUUUUGAAAGCCAAGAUAUACCCACAAGUGUUACCAUUAAUGCUGCUAAUCAAGACUGUCAAGAAUUCCAUGAUACAAUUUUGAAGACAGAUUCAAGACUUAUAUCGCCAUUUACUCGUUCUCCAACUUAUCCUUCAGGAUCAAAUUCCACAAUUCCUGAAGGAUUUAUUAAACUCUCUUAUGAUGCAGCGGUUAACUCUCAAAAACGUUUUGGAUGCAUUGCAGUAGUGGCGAUAAGCUCUCACCAGUCACGACUCCAUAAGUUCUCAGCAGUUUUCCGUUAUAUUUGGGACCCAGGCAUUCUGGAAUGUCUCGCGCUUCGAGAAGCUAUGAAUUGGGGUAUUUGCGAAGACAUAUGGCAUCUUAAACGCUCCUUCACAUCUACAAUAUUCAGAUACAUUCCAAGGCAGGAAAAUACACUGGCACAUCAAUGGGCUCAAAUAAUCAAAGCUGCUCAACAUUUUCUUUAA